UCACAUGAUAGAAAGUGGGCCAGAAAGGAAAGGCUGCAGGAAGAAAGAAUAAAAAAGAGUUCGAGCUCGUUUGGAUCUUUGCAUUUUAAAAAGUCCUUUUUUUUCUCACUCACAGGCAGACAAAAGAGAUCACUGAGUGAAUUCCAAUCACUACCUCUUGGCAGAAGAGAAGGAAUUGUUGUGUGAGCCUCAGGCCAUGGAGAUGAAUCAGGAAUGGAUUGGGUCGCCUUGUCUUCAUCCUGGGAGCCUUUCAGCUCGUGGAAGAUGUCAAAGCAAGAGCCCUGUGUCUUUUGAGGAAGUGGCCGUGUAUUUCACAGAGGAGGAGUGGGCACUGCUGGAUCCUGGCCAAAGAGCUCUUUACUGCGAAGUCAUGCUGGAGAAUUUCAGAAGUCUGGCCUUUCUGGAAGGGCGUUGGUCCUGCAAGCCUGACCUCAUCUCUUGGCUGGAGAAAGUUGGUGAGACAUUUGUCCAGGACUCCGCCCAAGCAAAGACUUCCACAGCUCCAUCUCCCCUGGAACACUGCACUCCACACCGGCGCAGGCAUCAACAGCACAGAAGCAACAGGGUGAGGUCAAACUUCCAGAUUAGGGUGCUGCGUAGCCACACUGCAUCCCACCGCCGAGAAGGAGAUGAGGGGAAGCAAAGUGAAGUCAAUGCGGGAAGAGACAAGGAUGUAGACAUGCAAGGAAAAGCUGGGAAUCGAGGCAGACCAAAGAGAGGAGGAAACCAGAAGCAGCAGAAGAAAUCAUUUCCCUUUCGAGGUGGGGACCUCCAGAAAACGCUCUUUGAAGAGAAACAACAUGAGAAAAGUAGAAGGAAAAAGCACCCUGUAGGUGGGAAAAUAUCUGGUUGCAAUUCUAAUUCUCAGAACCGUCCUAGAAUUCACAUUGGAAAGAAAUCAUAUCAAUGCUCGCAAUGUACAAAAAGCUUUAGGUGUCUCAAAAGCCUUGCUGUUCACCGAAGGGUUCACAUUGUGGAGAAACCAUAUAAAUGCUUGGCAUGCGGCAAAAGCUUCACUCGGAAAACAGAACUCACAUGUCACCAGAGGAUUCACUCUGGGGAGAAACUAUAUAAAUGCUUGGAGUGUGGGAAGAGCUUCCGUCAGAAGAAAGACUUUGCAAGUCACCAGAGGGUUCACACUGGGGAGAAACCAUAUAAAUGCCUGGAGUGUGGAAAGUGCUUUGGUCAGAACUCAAGCUUUAUUCGUCACCAAAAGAUUCACACUUGGGAGAAACCAUAUAAAUGCUUGGAGUGUGGGAAGAACUUUCGUGAGAAGAGUGACCUUGCAAUUCACCAGUGGGUUCACACUGGGGAGAAACCAUAUAAAUGCUUGGAGUGUGGGAAGAGCUUCAGUCGACAGACAGACUUUAAAGGUCACCAGAGGAUUCACUCUGGGGAGAAACCAUAUAAAUGCUUGGAGUGUGGGAAGAGCUUCCAUCAGAAGAAAGACCUUGCAAGUCACCAGAGGGUUCACUCUGGGGAGAAACCAUAUAAAUGCUUGGAGUGUGGGAAGAGCUUCAGUCGACAGACAGUCUUUUGGGGUCACCAGAGGAUUCACUCUGGGGAGAAACCAUAUAAAUGCUUGGAGUGUGGGAAGAGCUUGCGUUGGAAGAGCGAACUUGCAAGUCACCAGAGGGUUCACACUGGGGAGAAACCAUAUAAAUGCUUGGAGUGUGGGAAGAGCUUCAGGUGCAGUUCAAACUUUAUUACUCACUGCAGGAUUCACACUGGGGAGAAGCCAUAUAAAUGCUUGGAGUGUGGAAAGUGUUUUAGUCAGAGCACAAGGCUUAACUUUCACCAAAAGAUUCACACUGGGGAGAAACCAUAUAAAUGCUUGGAGUGUGGGAAGAGCUUCCGUUGGAAGAAAGACCUUGCAAGUCACCAGAGGGUUCACACUGGGGAGAAACCAUAUAAAUGCUUGGAGUGUGGGAAGAGCUUCAGGUGCAGCUCAAACUUUUCUUCUCACUUCAGGAUUCACACUGGGAAGAAACCACAUAAAUGCUUGGAGUGUGGAAAGUGCUUUAGCAGGAGCACAACCCUUAACCUUCACCAAAAAAUUCACACUAGGGAGAAAUAUAAAUGCUUGGAGUAGAAGCGGUACAAGUGCCCCAACUGUGGGAAAUGCUUUAAGAAACGAUCGGCCCUCCUCACACAUGAGAGAACCCAUACAGGAGAAAAACCGUAUGCUUGCUCUGAGUGUGGAAACAGCUUCAGUAACAAAUCCAGUCUGACCAGGCACAAGAGGAAACACACUGGAGAGAAACCCUUUGGCUGUGUAAUCUGUGGGAAAAAGUUCAGCCAGAGUUCGAGCCUGAUCAGGCAUGAAAGGAACCACACCGGAUUGAAACCUUAUAAAUGUUCAGACUGUGGUAAGAGCUUCAAGCAGAGCUCCAGCCUCCUUGUCCAUGGGAGAACCCACACAGGAGAGACGCCAUAUAGCUGCUCCAUCUGUGGGAAGAGCUUUUCCCAAAGUUCCAACCUGGUGAAGCAUGAGAGGAUCCAUACUGGCGAAAAGCCAUACCGAUGUUCAGACUGUGGCAAUACCUUCAGUAACAAAUCUAGCCUGACGAGGCAUAAGAGAAACCACACAGGACUGAAACCGUAUAAAUGUGCACACUGUGGGAAAAGCUUCAAUCGGAGUGAUCACCUUACUUCGCAUCAAAGGAGUCACACCCCAGAGAAACCAUAUACAUGCUUGGAAUGUGGCAAGAACUUCAGGAGGAGUGCAAAUCUUACAUAUCACCAAAGGAUUCACACAGGUGAGAAACCAUACAAAUGCUUGGAAUGUGGAAAGCGUUUCAGUUGGAGAGCAGAUUUUACUUGCCACCAGAGGCUUCACACAGGAGAGAAACCAUAUAAAUGCUUGGAAUGUGGAAAGAGCUUCAGCCAGAGUGGACACCUUACUUCUCACCAGAGGAUUCACACAGGGGAGAAACCAUAUAAAUGCUUGGAAUGUGGAAAGAGCUUUAGUCGGAAUGCUGAACUUACUUACCACCAAAGGAUUCACACAGGGGAGAAACCAUAUCAUUGCUUGGAAUGUGGGAAGAGCUUUAGUCGGAAUGCAGAACUAACUUCUCACCAGUGGAUUCACAUAGGGGAGAAACCAUAUAAGUGCUUGGAGUGUGGGAAGAGCUUCAGUCGGAGUGACAGACUGACUUCUCAUCAAAGAAUUCACUCUGGGGAGAAACCAUAUAAAUGCUUGGAAUGUGGGAAGAGCUUCUGUCGAAGAGAUAGUCUAACUUCCCACCAAAGGAGUCAUGUAGGAGAGGAAUCAUACCAAUUAGACUUGUUGAAAGAAAUUCUCUUAAUUCCUCUUUACCCAAUUUCUCCUUGAAACAAAUGAAUUUUAUUCCAUUUGUCAAGCAGUAACAUCUGCCAUUCUUUCUGAUCUUGCUACAUCAGAAAAGCCAUAUAGAUGCUCUGACCGUAAAAAGGUCUUGUGCCUAAUAAUACACUUUGCAAAGAACAUAGCUAGCUGUGGAAGAAACUUGAAGCAGGCAAAACUGAUACUGAGCAUAUAGGAAAGUAUUUAAAUAAUUCCUCUAUUGGAGUUAAAGCAGAGUGUUUUGUCCUGCUUUUUGUGAUCACAGUCUUGUUUAUCAUAGCCACUCAGUUAGCUGUAUAUGUUAGCUGGGGAUUUACUUGGGAUAAUGUAUACAUCAGUGUCAAAGAACUGCAAAAAAUUAAUGCCAAAUUUAUUGACAGUUGCUACGAAAUUGUUUGUGUGAUGGAAGGUGAAAGCUUUACAUAGUACUGAUGAUUGGCAGAGACAAGUCUGGUAUAUAAUGUUAAUGACUAAACGAACUAUUCAUAGAGAGAGAGAAAAAAUCCAGACAAUGUGUAUUAUCCAACAAUGAUAACUUUAUUGGAGCCAGAUGCUUUUAUGUACAGCAAGAAGAAAGCAAAGUAUGUUUUAAUUGAUUUUUUUCUAUAUAAAUUUUCAUGUUGAUAUUAAAAUAGUUAAUUUCUUUUGUUACAUGUUGGAUAACUAGUGUAUUGCACUUGUUAAAAUGUUGACAGCAGAAGACCAGUGUUCUGUUUUCAAAAAUGCCUUUUUGAGUUGCAUCAUUUCAAAAUGUUUGAUAUCUAUCCAUUGUUAUCAGUCAUUUCUUUGAUCAUCACCACACUGCUAGCUAUGUUCUUCAGUAGUUAAUUUCCUUUGUGGAGUAGGUGAAAGCAGUGCCAAAUAACAGCUGCUAGAAUAUUGGUAGACCAGUAAUGGGAACUGAAAACUGACUGAGACACAUCUGUUAUGUAAUAUUAGUGAAUAAAAUGAACUGUUUAUAGACAUUUCAAACAGAAAAUGCAAGAGAGAUUGUAUUUAUUCAACAAUGGGAACUUUAUUGGAGUCAGAUACUUUAACAUAGGUAAGAAGAGAGAUAUGCAUGUUUUUCUUUUUAUGGUGUUUUUCUGUAUACAUUUUGAAGGUUAGAAGAAGAGUUGGUUU
Molecule: messenger RNA, 4447 nt
Organism: Sphaerodactylus townsendi
Lineage: Eukaryota; Metazoa; Chordata; Lepidosauria; Squamata; Sphaerodactylidae
Product: zinc finger protein 420-like
Exons: 8
Biological process (GO): regulation of DNA-templated transcription
Source: RefSeq, a predicted model, not a curated record